AUGGCUGAAUAUUCUUCACCACAAGCAAAAAAAGCCAGAGGGGCUACAUCAGACAGACGUACUGACCAGACUACUGAGAGACCUGAACUCAAGAUUAAUACAACACGGACAAAGGUUGUGGAUUACUUCAAGAAGAAAACUGCUAUUGACCGACCAGAGAUUCUUUGUGGCUUCUGCACUGAACUGAAGAGGAUUCAGCAGUAUGCAGUGGAUGUGACUCUGGAUCCUGAUACAGCUUCUCCCUCUCUCAUCCUGUCUAAUGAUGGAAAACAAGUCACGUAUGAAGACACAUGGCAGAAUCUCCCAGACACCCCAAAAAGAUUCACUUAUUAUGCAAUGGUCGUGGGAAAGCAGGGUUUCUCCUCAGGGAGGUUUUACUAUGAGGUGCAGGUCAGCAGGAAGAUGGAGUGGGAUUUAGGAGUGGUCAGAGAAUCUGUUAACAGAAAGGGGGAGAUUGAGGCAUUUAACCCUCAGGAUGGAUUCUGGACUGUGGUUCUGAGGAAUGGGAAUCAGUAUCAGGCUUGUGAUGAUCCCUGUAUCUCCCUCUCCCUGAGAGAGAAACCCCAGAAGGUGGGAGUGUUUGUGGAUUAUGAGGAGGGUCUGGUCUCCUUUUAUGAUGUUGAAGCCAGGUCUCAUAUCUACUCUUUCACUGGUCAGUCUUUCACUGAGAAACUCUAUCCGUAUUUCAGUCCUUCUAAUAAUGAUGGAGGUAAAAACUCAGCACCACUGAUCAUCUCUCUAAUCUAAGUUCAGAGUGAAAGAUAUUGUUUUAAAAAUCCUUUUUCUCAUGUUUGUCUUGGAAAACACAUAUCGCUACAUGAGUAAUGAUCAUAAAUGUUAAUAUCUUUUAGGGUUAUGUGGAGAAUAUUGUGCAUGUCUAUUAAAAAGGGAAAAACGUGUAUAAAAAACCAAGAGUUUACCUUUUCGGUAGAGAAUUAAUUUCUCACUACGAAGAAGUAAAUUUGAACUUGAAGUAUGUAUCCCAACAUUAUUCUAUAGUAACAAUAUACUGUGUGUGUGUGUGUGUGUGUGUGUGUGUGUGUGUGUGUUUGCAUUUAUAUUUCUAUAUAGUUGUGAGGAAGCAUUGUGCGCAUGUUCUUUGCCUCAUUUGCAUGAAAGGAGACACAAUCAUAGCCUUCUGAAUCUGCCAGACCAGUUGAUUCAUCUUCUCAGUUAAUUGCUAAGUGUCUUAAAUGAUUUUAUUAUUCAUACUUGAAAAGAAACAUGUAGAAAUUUAACAGAGUUUGAGUACACCAUUUCUAACACCAGCUAGUUAGACCGAGUUAGCACAAGCUAGCUAGAUAGCUAAGAACAGCCACACAAUACUGACACUCCUCCUGCUUGAAUUCUGGUAUGCGUGUUUUUUUUCUUUUAAAUAAAUGUAGUUGAUAUGAUUUAGUUGGUAAUUAGAUUAGCUAGCUAAUUCUUGUCUUUUCUGUUCAAGGGUAACAAGACCAAACCUAGAUUACUUAAAACCAGCCAGAUACUAGCGAGCUAAUUUAGCUAGAGCUACCAUUCUUGUUUAGCUAACAGGAAAAUUUUAUUAGUGGAUUCUGAUAACCAAACCUUAUAUUAUAUUAUCUUAUCUAUUAUCUUAUAUGAAAUUACAAUUUUUUUUAAAGAAUUGGCUAGUCAACUUAUUUGACCUGUUGUCUUUUCAGCCAGUUGUUUUAUAUGUUAAUGUUCUGUUAUCUCUUUCGUCCGUUUUUGGUUUUUCGAUAUAACGCAGCAUUUGUCUUGUUUAACUGUGUAAUUGUGGUGUGUCUAACACUUUAGAGUGUGCUUUACACUGUAUAAAUUUAAGGUAUUUUCUGAUUCACUGUUGAUUCUUGUCAUCACUUAAAUAUGAAUAAAAAUCUUUUACACAGUUCGUAAAGUCUCUGCUGCUGUUUAUUGGAUAAUUUAACUACAGUCACUGGAUUUUGCUAGAGGGAACUUCUCAGAGUUUUUAUGGAGAUUUCAAGAGAAAUAUAGAUGAACAACACGGGAAAUAGACAAACAACAAGAGAAACAGAGAAACAACAAAGGACAACAGCGGCAUUGUAGGAGUAAUAAUAUUAUCUCGAUAAAUUGCCAGAACUGUCUCGAAUGAUUUACUUGUAAAGUGUGACCAAAUGCACAAACAGAUUAAUUUGAUCAGCGGUUCUCAAACACACUUCUGAAGUGUGAAUUUCCCUCUGGAAUUAAUAAACUAUCUAUCUGUCUAGCCAGGGACCAUUUUAACUGUAAUCUAACCACUCCAAUAUUAGGCUCAUUAUUUUAAUGUGUACAGUUUUAUUGAGAUUUGGAUUAAAAUCAAACAGAUGAAUAACUAUUAGAACUUAAUCAUAAAUAUAUCUUUGAUAAUUGUGGGUUGUGACGGCCAGAACAGUAAACUCCUGUAGACUAAUGAAGAUUGUACACACACAUUUUCCUGAGUUUAAAUCUCUACAAACUCCACACACACCCCAAAAGUUACAUACUGCAGUUUUAAUGAUGAAUUGAAAAGCGCCGUAAAGAGGAGAAGCAAAAGCAAUUGAGUAAAGUUUCUGAAACCCACAUACGAAGUCAAUCACCUGAAGAACCUGCCAGUAAUAAAG
Molecule: messenger RNA, 2579 nt
Organism: Pangasianodon hypophthalmus (striped catfish)
Lineage: Eukaryota; Metazoa; Chordata; Actinopteri; Siluriformes; Pangasiidae
Product: E3 ubiquitin-protein ligase TRIM39-like
Exons: 5
Coding region: 1-747 (248 amino acids)
Molecular function (GO): protein binding
Source: RefSeq, a predicted model, not a curated record